AUGGCGUCAACACAGGCUGGUAUAAUACUAACAACACUGUUCAAGUUUUUCUGUUGGGUCUUUAUCCCGUGGCUCCAGCAGGAGCUAAAUGCUUAUCGAGAUUGCAUCAACAACUCCGCAAAACGGCGUGACCACAAUAAGAUUCUCCCGCAUGGCGUCCCAAAUCUCAUCUACGAGGCAGCUGAAGACUUCAGGGCCUUAGAUUUCAAGAUCAAACUCGAACGAGAGGCCCUAGGCCAUGUACGAAGUGCCUACAUCAAGCCUUCACAUCCAGUAUUUGAUCUGGUCCCUCAGGCGUUUGGGGAAUACAUUGCGCGACUCUAUGAUGGACUGGGUCGCCCAGCAGUUACACGACAAUCAGCUUGGGAUAUUUAUCUCCAGCUGUUGGACUUAUUGCAGCGCGCUGAUGAGCUGCCGCCACAGAUUGUACUCCUAGACAGCAGCGAAGAUGAAGAAGUUGUCUCGCUUUUGGACAAUUACGAGGACUUACUUGCAUCCAACGACGCAUAUUAUAUGGGGGAUAUCGAACACCAUUGUCAAUUGGACAGUUUCGAACGUGAUGAUGAACCGGAAUUGACAGGAGUGGAGGAAGGCUUUGGACUGGAUGAUGCUGGCUUAGUUGUCUCGGAGUUCUCAGAUCGUGAAGAUGAUGAUGGUUCCGCAGACGAAUGGUAA
Messenger RNA from Suillus bovinus, 675 nucleotides. RefSeq lists its product as uncharacterized. The coding region runs from base 1 to 675 and encodes 224 amino acids. Lineage: Eukaryota; Fungi; Basidiomycota; Agaricomycetes; Boletales; Suillaceae. The transcript has 5 exons. The record is from RefSeq and is a predicted model, not a curated record.